UUCGUAUGCUAACUAUUACAGUACACAUUAGAACAAAACGAGAGAUUGCCAUUCUGAACCUUUGUCUGUAAUUAAACGAUGCAAUUUAUUGUAUAUUGAAUAUGGAUCAUCAAAUUCCUUUUAACCCUUUAGAAGAUCCUGAGACAUUGCUUCUUGAUUUUAUACACUUUGUUCGUAGUAGUUCUCUUGAAGAAUGUAAUUCACAUGGAAUUAUGGUAACUGCUGCAAUGGAUCAUUUAGUGAAAGAAUAUUAUUUUACGGACUCAGAGAAAUACAAUCUCGUCCUUGAAGCUAUUUCUCAUGCCGCUCAACAGCCUACCAUAUCUGUGAUUCAUGUCUGUUUUCUCAAAGAACUUUUGCGUCAAAAGCAGUAUGCUGUAGCUGCAUCAACUUUACGUUGGGACACCAUCAGCAAAUAUCUACCGACCAAUUUACUACUCGAGUACUGUUUAUUGGCUGCCUAUCAUUGUCUUGGUAAUAAUGAGUUAUAUGAAGCUCAAGGAUGGCUGUUUUCGAUUGUAUAUCUUCCCGUUACGGCUUUGACUGUCUUUCAUGAAAGGGCUUUAUUUAGCUUUUUGUUGCUUCACCUUGGACUGAAUGGAAAGAGAUAUCCUAUAAAUUCCACUACUUGUGGUAAUCUUUUACCCUUAAAGACUUUUAUGGCUCCCUACGAAAGCUACAUAGAUGCCUACCAAAAAGGCAUUCAUCCUCUUCGAGCAGUUUUAAAAGAGAACUGGUUAAGAUUUGAGACGGAUAAUGCUAUCCCUUUUAUACUUUUUUCUCUGGAACAAUUUCCAAAGCAUCAGAUACAUAAAUUAAGAAGAAAUUUUCGGUCUUUACCAAUAAGCUACGUUGCUGACAUGCUUUCUCUAUCAGAAGAAAAGGCAUGGGAAAUUGUUAGAAAGUAUGAUGACAAAUCCAAACUUAUCCAGAGCGAGGAUGGUCAAUACUUUGUUGAAUUCGACCCGCUUGAACCCAUAACCUUUAUACAAUGUAAGGAGCUCUCCGACAAACUUUCUGAGAGCGCAAAAAUCCUUGAGAGUGUAAAGGAAAUGAAGUCUAUGUAUUUCUCGAAAUCGCCAUAUAAAAAGUCUACGACUCAGACCAAAGCCUGAAAUACUUUGGUCAAUCGAGUAAGACGUUGCAACCGUUUAUGAUAAUGUAAUUUAGGAAUGAAAACUCUUCCACAAGCAAUUGCAGAAAAGUAUACGCAAUGAAAAGUUCCCAAUAGCGACCUACAUGAUUCAUUAAACCAUCUUGUUAUAUUUCCUAUUGUCUCAAGCUAUUGACGUUUCCAACAAAUUGAAUUUCUAACAUUAUUCUUCAAAAUAGGCUUAUGGUUUUCAUUAUUAUUAUGAACUAAAUAAUGAUAUAUAAAUCGAUGAAUUGACUUUUCUAGAUGCGU
This is a messenger RNA of Schizosaccharomyces cryophilus OY26, 1405 nucleotides long. RefSeq names its product COP9/signalosome complex subunit Csn3. Bases 102 to 1115 code for a protein of 337 amino acids. NCBI's taxonomy places the organism in Eukaryota, Fungi, Ascomycota, Schizosaccharomycetes, Schizosaccharomycetales, Schizosaccharomycetaceae. The record is from RefSeq and is a predicted model, not a curated record. Gene Ontology annotation, cellular component: COP9 signalosome. The transcript is spliced from 7 exons. Gene Ontology annotation, biological process: ubiquitin-dependent protein catabolic process.